This is a messenger RNA of Aspergillus alliaceus, 1452 nucleotides long. RefSeq lists its product as uncharacterized. The transcript has 2 exons. The record is from RefSeq and is a predicted model, not a curated record. NCBI's taxonomy places the organism in Eukaryota, Fungi, Ascomycota, Eurotiomycetes, Eurotiales, Aspergillaceae. Bases 895 to 1065 code for a protein of 56 amino acids.
UUUGCUAUGAAAAGACCCUUUGGGAGUGUCCUUGCUUAGAACAACCGUCUUCCUGGACCCUGGGCAGCUUUUCGGGCCCUUGUGCUCCUUGAUAGCUGUCAUCGUCGGCUUUAUAGGCAACGAAAGGGGUUGGGACACAGCGCAUUAUUGACCUCAGGUUUGCCUACCUCUGGUAUCCGACAAGGCGAACAGGUGAUAUCACAAUAUGCUGUAGCAGGCCGUAUCACUGCCCCUGCCGUAUGUACCCCGUACAUAUGCAUGGUGUUUGACACAAACGGUUGAAUAACCCAAUAUUCUCAACUGGUCUAGACUGCCCCUAAAUGGAGUAUUCGAUCAUCGCUUUGGAAACUCUCGGGCCGGCUCUUUGGUCUGCUCCCUUCUAGUUACGAACCCCAGCGGGCUACUGCUAAUUAUACAUCGCUCCACUGUUCUGCCACAGAAAAGCUCUUUCGGGCCGUCGGAUGCGAACUCUCUGUAUGUAGGGUCCCCCCUUUGCUUGCGUUUAUUGAGACCUCCGUGCUGUCAUGAAGCGGAAACAUCACUGGAACCCAGAAUGCGAGAAGAGAAGACGGACCCAGGAAGAAAAGGGAUAGCGCUAUGUUAAUGCUCGCAGCAACCUCGGCCGCUUUGAAAUCAAGCGGUUAGCGGCGAUGGCACGGACCCCAGGCCAAUCAUUGCUAGACUGGACUCCCGCCGAGGUCCCAUUUCAGGCUGCUAGAAAAGUUCGACUGGUGCUGUCGCUGGGCUUGGCUGGCGUUGAGAGAGAAAAUGCGGUGGUUUAAAGAGUAGCCUAGUUCGAGUCAAUUCCUUCCUCACAUGUGACUCCUCGUAGUAGCGAUGUUCUAAGGGACUGCAUCAACCGCCGUUAAUAGGGUUUGGGAUCCGGAGAUUGGGAUGAGAUGGAUUCGUAGAACAGUUACCCGAAGGAGGAAUAUCGGGGUUAUUCAUAGUAACUGCUGUGGGACCUGCUUUGAGGAGAAUCUCCUGUCAUAUUUUCACAUCUUAUGUCUUUCCGCACAAAUGGUCGCCAUGUGGAUUUGGGGGGUGUUUAAUUGCAGGACGUAAGCAGUUCGAAGGGCUUGUCGAUUUUCCCUAUCUUCCUUUAUUGUGAAUGGCGUGCCUGUAUCAAUGGGUGGUUUUAGGGGGAGUUGCGAUCGUCGUGCGGUGCUGUACUCCGUACGGAUCAAUAUAUGGAGUCCUUAUGGGAACAGAGAAUGUAUCAUGAAACCGUCCAUUUAACCAGCCAAGGCUUAGUGUUCGCUAAGGAUAUCAACCAUGUGGAGGGACAAGAAAAACCGCCAUGAUUGAAGUUCCACAUUCAUACUUUAGUGGUUCGCGCUAGGACCUUGUGUUGUUUCGCCUUUUGCAAAUCCUUCCAUAAAUCACUCGCAUGUAUAUCGAUUAUUAUAAUAUAGCACUAUGAACCAAGCAUCGAACAGGGCUGCGCUGCAC